This is a messenger RNA of Pristis pectinata (smalltooth sawfish), 2479 nucleotides long. RefSeq names its product phosphotyrosine interaction domain containing 1 (gene pid1). The transcript has 3 exons. Gene Ontology annotation, biological process: regulation of mitochondrial membrane potential; negative regulation of insulin receptor signaling pathway; negative regulation of D-glucose import across plasma membrane. Gene Ontology annotation, cellular component: cytoplasm. The coding region runs from base 214 to 864 and encodes 216 amino acids. The record is from RefSeq and is a predicted model, not a curated record. Lineage: Eukaryota; Metazoa; Chordata; Chondrichthyes; Rhinopristiformes; Pristidae.
GAGUGAGAGAGUGUGAGAGAGAGAGAGAAACGCCGGCCUCAUCAGUCGAACCUACCACCCCUCACCCCCUCCCACCCACCCACCCACCCACACACACACACACACACACACACACACACACACACAGUGCCGGAGGGAAUCCAGUCAGCAGCAAUCCGGAGAACGGAGCAAGCCAGGCCACCCACUGUCAUUCGCCCCUCCGGCAGCAACAGCAUGUGGCAGCCAGCGAGCGAGAGACUGCAGCAUUUUCAGACCAUGCUGAAAACAAAGUUGAAUGUGUUGACUCUGCGGAAGGAACCCUUACCCACUGUCAUCUUUCAUGAACCAGAAGCCAUUGAAUUGUCUCCCACAGCUCCUCUGAUGAACAGCCAGUAUAACACAGAACGCAAGGUUAGGUACUUAGGAAAAGUGGUCAUGAAGGGGACACAAUUUAUGUCAGGGUGCACUGAAAGGUCAGUUGUUGAGUUGUGGGAGAAGCACACACUGGAUCAAGAAGACAUAUCAUCAGCCAAUGCCAUUUUAGAGAUCCGCCCUUUCCAAGUCCGUCUCCACCAUUUGGAUUCAAAGAGGGAGGCAGCAGUCCGGAUGGAUACUUUCCAGGUGGCACGCAUUGCCUAUUGCACAGCAGAUCACGAUGUCAGCACCAACAUCUUUGCCUGGCUUUAUAGGGAGAUCAAUGACGAUUUGUCCUACCAGAUAGAUUGCCAUGCGGUUGAAUGUGGGAGUAAGCUCGAAGCCAAAAAACUAGCACAUGCCAUGAUGGAGGCCUUCAAGAAGACCUUCACCAGCAUGAAGAAUGAUGGGAAAAUCCACAACAGCAGCUCCUCUGAGGAAGCAGAAUCAGCAGCAUCAGAUGAUGGCUGAAAGGGUAAUUGAUUAAUUAGGGAUCAAUGUUGAAGUCUGAUGACGAGAGCCAUUUGAAAGAAAUAAAUAGUGGAAACCUAAUUGAGGAUGAAACGCCAAUGAACCCUUGGUUGGUUAGCUUGCCAAAUUAGCCAAGUGACAAUACAUAAUGAGAAAAGUUUUUAAAAAGAUUACGCAUUAUUAAAUAGUUGCAUUGAAAUUUAAAACAACUGCUCUGCUCUGACUGCGAGUAUAAAGCUCUGACUCCCUAUGGGAGUUUGACACAUCUGCUGAUGUUAGUCCUUUGCUAAUUUACCUAACAAAAUUCACUAAACUAACAGAACAGUUAACUUCGUCGCUACAGCCAAGAAUUAAACUGAAGUUUAACUACAGAGGGAGUACCAUACAGUCAAAACAGUUAAGAGAAAAUGAACAGAAAACUUACAUACAGAUUGAAAACAAAACCAGCAAGACUUACACGUAAAAACAAUUAAAAAGAAACGCAUUGAUCUAUCUUCAUAUAUUUCUACCAACAUAUAAGCUACAAUAUAUGUAAAGAUAUAUUCCAUUUUUAUAAAAUAUAUUUCAAAAUGUAAGUAUUAAAAUGUAAUGUUUAAAUCUUUAAAAAUUGUGGUGUAUUAUCAACUGUGAAAAACAUACAGAAAUAUUUGAUUGUAAAUUCAGAGGUUUGUCACAUGGAAGCCUCUGAUCUGGAGUUGUUUCUCAAAAACAGAGGAAUAAACAAGGCAUUAAAAAUCUUUAGCCAGCACAACUGUUUAAAUGGACUCCAAACUUGUAUUGUUUUAUUUUAAAUAUUUUUAAGGGAAGUCGAGAUAGUUCCCAAAAGUUUCACUUCAAGAAUCUGUUCAUGUUUUUGUUUCCCCCUGCUAGAUACAGGCUGCUUGCUUUGGUUACAUUCACCCAGAUAGAUUACAUUGUUUAAGUCUCCAAUGGAAAGUCAACAGGAGGCUUAUGUUCGCAAGCCUCAAUAGUUUUAAUCCUAUUAUCUUGAUACUGCCCUUCGAAUCAUUGUGUUCCAUGUGCAUUCUUCAAAGAACAUGGCAAGUCAUGGUAAAUGACCACUUCAUAUUCCAAGCUUCUUCUGUUCUUAUACAGCGUUAUUUUGUUCUUCCAUUACUGAGGGUGACUGUGUCAGUUGUGGGAGAGUUAAGAAUCUUAUAAGGGAAAUAGUUUAGUUUCCCAUUUUCCUACCCUUGCCUUUGCACCAUAUAUUGGCUGUAAGUAGAAAACUGGGUUCCCAAGCUGGUUAGAGCUUUUCUAUUUUCAUUAAGAUAGAUGCUGGAAGGCUAACUUUCCAAUGUACGAAUGAAAUGGAUGGUUAUGUCGGUGAAGAAAGCCAUUGCUGCAUUGAAAGCCAUUGCUACAUUGAGAUAGUGAACCAUCUUGUAACAUACAAAAUCAAUAAGCAGAAGAAUGGUUUCCAAAACAACAACCGACUAAAGGACCCAUGUUCAUGUGAAUUGUCCUUUUUAAGAAAUAAAGUGACUUGUAAUGUUACUGGAAGCACUCUGUCACCACAGCAUGUAAACCAAGAUUAUUUUAGUGUGUGAUUGUUUUUUGGAAGUUCAAUGUUACCUGCAUUUGUGAAGUUACAAAAUAAAUUGUUACGUGGUGA